AGACCGAUAAAUCAGCUUAAAACACGCCAGUCAACUUAAUCUUGUUCCUUCUGUUAGUGCUAAGUCAAGAAAAGCAAGAGCCUAAUCAACUACUCCUGACUCUGUCUUAAUCCCAGAUUAUACACAACCUAAGAAUCAUGUUGGCAUUUAUUGUCAAUCCAGCCACUACCAUAUCAAGAUUAAAAUGCAACUAUCCCAGAAACAGGGUGGUGUCAGAGAAUCCUGGAUUCCUUAACAAUAAAGAUUCUGUAAUAACAUCAGAUUUCAAGAUUCCUGUCAGCUCAACAUCAAGAUUCUUUAGAUCACUUCACAGGGCAGGCAGAAAUUGUUUUGGAUUUUCUUCGGUUGGUGCAAAGUCAUGUGCUGCCUCAUUUUCAAGUUUCAAUUUUGAUAUAAAGGACACUGGGGAGAAUGAGAUAAAGUCAGGGUUUGAUCAAAUUAAGGUUUUGAACAUUGGUGGAUCUGAUACUGGUCUUGGUAGCGGUGACGGUUCUGGUGGUGGUCAAGGAAAUGGAGGAGGUAAAUGGACGGGCACCAAUGACGACGGUGGAGGAGUGGGUGGAAGUGCUGACUGGGAAAAGGUCAAGGGGUGCUGUUGGUGGCUACUUGAUACAUGGAAAUACCAUUAUCAAUUGGCUCACCCAGGCUCAUCCUCAGCGAUAUUAUUUACAAGAUUUGUGAUGCCAAUUGUAGAAGAAAUAGUCGGGAAUGGAGCACAAGAUUUGGAGGGGUUACUAAUGCGUCUCUUAAUGGCUAUAUGUUAUCCUAUGUUCGUAACUAUCCCUAUCGCUAUUGCUGGAUUUGGAGCAGCAAUAGAACAAAUGCUGCUGUUGUGUGCUGCAGGAGCGCUUGGAUUUGUACUUUUAGCCCUGUUUUUGUUUGCGAAGUUUUAUUUGCAUAUGAUGUAGUCACAAUGCUUUUGCAAAAAAAAAGAUAGUACUUUCUAGUUAUAUCGUCUCUGAUGAUGAUCAAAUUAAUAUCUGAGGGGUUACCCUUCUGUAACAAGAGAUCGAGACAAGGCUUAUGGUCACAGAGAUGUGAAAAAUGCUUAUAAUCCGUGUAACAAUCACUUUUCAUUCA
Messenger RNA from Daucus carota subsp. sativus, 1080 nucleotides. RefSeq lists its product as uncharacterized. The record is from RefSeq and is a predicted model, not a curated record. The coding region runs from base 138 to 908 and encodes 256 amino acids. NCBI's taxonomy places the organism in Eukaryota, Viridiplantae, Streptophyta, Magnoliopsida, Apiales, Apiaceae. The transcript is spliced from 2 exons.